Penicillium psychrosexuale is the source of this 891-nucleotide messenger RNA. RefSeq lists its product as uncharacterized. The record is from RefSeq and is a predicted model, not a curated record. The transcript has 2 exons. Bases 1 to 891 code for a protein of 296 amino acids. Lineage: Eukaryota; Fungi; Ascomycota; Eurotiomycetes; Eurotiales; Aspergillaceae.
AUGGAUCUUGCCUUUUUCAUCUCCCACAGCACCCCUGCUGUCAAGCCGGUCUAUACUCUCCUCGAGUCAAGUUACUAUAACCGCUCGCCGCAGCCGCAUCUGCCUCUGCCACUGCCGGUCAAGGAGCAGCCCAAAUUCUCGCUGCCGUCCAUAUCGACUCUGUUCGGGGAUGCCGAUAGUGCUCGGCACGCAGUCAAGCGCCGACGACUUGCUCCAUCUCACCGUGACCGAGAUGUCCAGAUUCAGCCCUACGGACUGCCCCCGCCACCACCACUGCUUCCGCGCUCCGGAAACGACCACAGCAAGAGCCACUCCCCCUCAGAGCCUAACACCAAGCCGGACACACACCCGCACCGCUUCUCCAUCUCCAGCACGAGAUUCAUACACCCCCCGCACAGCACAGCAGCACCAUACGCCCCACCCGCUCUAAGUGCUAGUUCCCACUUAUCCACCGUCGAUGUCCUUCAACCAACAAAGUAUUAUACCCGCCCUCCAGCAACGGCAUCCUUCCAGCCCGCCAUGACUGUGACUGCACCGCAAAUGACUCAACCGCACAUCCAGGCCCAAACGCAGCAGCAGCCUAGGUCUCAGUCAUCCUCUGCUCUGACCUCCCCUAUUACUCUCACUUGGCAUCACCACCAUUACUCCCCGCGCUCCAGUUCAAAUCUCUUCCAGAAGAACCGUGAUCGCUAUAUGUGCCGCACCUGCCGUAAGGCUUCCUCGUGCCCUUUUUGGCUACACACCCAUUUCCACUCGCGUACCCGCGAGAAGUCAUUCCGCUGUACUCAUGCUGGCUGUGGAAAGUCUUUCUCUGUUCACAGUUAUAUGAAUCGUCCUGAACGGGGCUGCUACUCUAGUCGGCCGACUGUUGCUACUGACCUGGUGGUGUGA